This is a messenger RNA of Scedosporium apiospermum, 6300 nucleotides long. RefSeq names its product Chromosome segregation atpase. Bases 1 to 6300 code for a protein of 2099 amino acids. The record is from RefSeq and is a predicted model, not a curated record. Lineage: Eukaryota; Fungi; Ascomycota; Sordariomycetes; Microascales; Microascaceae. The transcript is spliced from 2 exons.
AUGCCUCCUAUCGAGAGAGACGUCUCGAUGGAGCCGAGAGGCUUACGACAUGUGCACUCGGCUUCCUCUGAUCAUGGAAAGGCCCUUACUAUCCCAAUGUGGGACAGCUCAGAUCCCGACCGGGCUCCUCCUCCCCUUCCUCUAAACCCUCAGUCUCCCAGCAUCGGCACGUCUCGGCCUGGAACAUCAACAGCUAUCCAGUCGGCACACGCUGCCUUGACAGAAAAGGCCCGCGAAAGCAUGGCGAGCCCCCUUAUGUCGAAACGACUCAGUGAGGUCUCGCCGGAGCGUCCCCUACCUCGCCCAACGCCUCACCGACGAAUGCAGUCCCUCCAACCCAGCGCCGUACGAGACCGCGGCUUCCUCAUUGAAGGAAUUCCCUCCUCUCCCCUCUUCCCGGACAAAUCGACCAGACCAUCGACGCCAAUUCGACAUCGAGACUCGUUUUCAAUGUCCCCCGACAAGAUGAGCGAGCAUAGGAUGUCGACCCCAGUACCGGGUCCCAGCCUGACGCCAAUUGUUAGGCCAACGGCUAUUCGCCGCCAUCACCAGAGUAUCCUUGGCGAGAAUACGCCUCCCCAGUCCGCCACGAUGCAAGCCCUACACAACAUGCAAACACCGAGCGCGACGCAGAGCCCUACGAGUAUGCCACCACAACAAACUCCUGCUGCCCCUAGGGAAGUCGAGACACCGCUGUCCAACGUAACGAACAACUCCACGGCUGUACCGAAGGGGACUCCAAAUUUCGAUGCGGCGGCGCUGUCUAACCAGAUAAUAACGCUCACGAAUAUCGCCACAUCCCUUCAAAAGGAGAUGUCUGCUCUCAGUCGCAGGAGCCGGGAUAAUGCGACUGACCUCAUGAGUCUGAAGCAGGUAACUAGCUCUCGGGAUGAGGAUAUUCGAAAGACCCUUCGAGACUUGAUUGGGAAUCUCAAUGAUCCAGUCAAACCCAUCUCGUCCUCGAGGGAUCCAUUUUACUCCGGCCUGUUCAUUGAUACCAAGCACAACCAUAAUGCCACCUCUCCCCCGUCUUCCCUCCGUACCGCUGGUGGACGGCCGUUCUCCUUGCCACGCAUCCCUUCCCCUAAUAGCUUUGCGACAUCUAUCGACCGCGAGUCCGUCGGUAGCCCGCCGUGCUCCGCGGCGGAUGCGCCGGCCACGAUUGCGCUGCUUGAGAAAAUUAUCCGAGAUAUGGGCACUCGCGAGGGUCAAGACCUGCUCGUCACUCGGCUCACCGAGGUUGCAGAGAAGCUGUCUGGCAUGGCUUCGGCGACCAAGGUCGAGGAGUUGAUGCAAUUGAUUAAGAACUCAGAGCCGGUCUUGAUUCCCCCGGUAAACAGCAAUGGAGGAGGUCCUGACAAGCCGAGGCUGCGAACUGUCAACUUUGAGCAGAAUGGCGAGUCUUCUAGGUCAAUGUCGUUCGAUAGCAUGAGCCGGGGUGGCACGGUCCAUCCCAGAGAGGCCGCUGCCAAGGCUCCAGCUAAUGACCUCGUUAAUGAGGACAUUUUGAAGAUCAUCAGAACCGUUAAGGACAGCGUUUCCCAGGGCGGAGGGCUCACUGCCGAAGUUAAGGCUCUUGUACGCGAACUCCGAGGCGAAGUCUUGGGCAUGGGUCGCGAAUUGCGGCGUCGGCUUGAUGAGGUCGUCGCCAAGGAUGAAGAUAGUAGUUCGGCCGAGAGCGCGGCAGAGCAGAGGAAUGAAAUGAAGCGCAUCAUCAACGAGGGGCUCGAUGAGCUCAAGGACCAUAUGGACAACCUCCUACGGGAACACCGCAGACAGUCAGCUGCUUCGGCUGCCUCCAAUGCAGUCGACUACCAGGAAAUCUACAAUGCCAUGCGAGCGGCUCUCAAGGAUUCGCAGGCUGGAAAACAGCAGCCUCCAACUCGGGACGACGUCGUUGAAGCCGUGCGCGAGGCUUGGGAGAAUUACAAGCCCGAGAUCGAAGUCCAGCAGUUCGGUCUGGAGAGGGAUGAGAUUCUCUCCUGUCUCAAAGAGGGUCUCCAAAGCCACGCUCCGCGAGAUGACAAGCCUGUCGGCGCCACUCGGGAAGAGGUGUUCCGUGCUGUGGUGGAAGGUCUUAAGCACUUCGUCCCGCCGCAAAUGGAGACACCCGCCACCCUCUCUCGUGACGAGAUCCUCGACGCCGUUAGAGAGUGUCUUGAGGAGUUCGAGUUUCCUGUCGCGCCCUCAGCUCUUGGAAAUGACUUGUCUCGCGAUGACAUGGUCCAGGCUGUCAAGGAAGGUCUUCACGGGUUCGAAUUUCCCAUGCCACCAACCUCCCAAGCCCUUACGAUACCCGGAGAGAGCAACGACUACAUCAUGACGAAGCUUAGCGAGAUUAUCGAGCUUAUGAGGCGCGAGUUUCGCGCCGUUUCCGACGAAGCCAAAGAGAACGUUGCUGCCAACGGGCGUGAUACGGAGCAGGUUCUCGACGCGACCAAGGACGGAUUUGAGAAGAUUCGUCAUGAUAUGGAGGUUUUCAUCAGCCGUGUUAGCGGCCUUUCGGGCAAGCCGGACGCGACGGAGCUUCUUCUCAAGAGGUUGGAGGUCCUAAGGGAUGAAGUCGCUCAUAUUUUAUCAGGCCAGAUUGAGGGUCUCCGCGAUGCUGUCAACAUGUCUCUUGUACCUUUCACAACGCAGCAGAAUCCGUCAAAGCAGUCCCUCGAUUCCAUCAAGGAUGGCAUCGACAGAAUCCGAUCAGAGCUUCAGCGACCCUUGCCUGGAACUUCGGAAGUUCUCGACGCCAUUCACGAGGGUCUAUCCGAACUUCACAUCCGCUUCGAGAAGCUCGCCAACAAACCACCCGACCUGACCGCCAACGAUGAGAUUCUAGACGCACUCAAGACCGGCCUUGAUGGCGUUCGAUCCAACAUCGAUGUCGUUCGAUCUGACAUCGACGGCAUCCGCGAUAGCCAGAACGACCGUGCCCUGGCUCAAAUCACCGACAAUGCUAUUGUACCAGCACCUGUCGACGUCCUCAAGCAUGAUGACAUCAAGAACCUAGAGGUCCUCGUGACGCAACUAGGCAGCAAGGUGGAGGCCAUGGACGCCGCGCCCCCUCCUGAGACGGCGUCAAGGGAAGACAUCCACCGGAUAGAAGAGAUGAUUAACCAAGUCAAGGAAGCCAUCGAGGGCCUGCACGGUGAAGAGAAAGAAAGUGACAGCAACACUGAGGCCGAGUCCGAGAAGCCCGAUACUAGCCUUAAAGAGGAUGUCGAGGCCAUCGAGACUAUACUGAGGAACACCAAGGCCCGUCUCGACGACAUGAUCGACGGUGAGACCGCCGUUCGCAAGGAGCAUAUUGACGGACUUGAGACCCUCAUCCUCGAGACCCGCGAGACUCUCAGCUCGAUCACCACUCAGAUGGAGAACACCUCACGCCGUGAAGAUGUCACAAUGCUUGAGUCGCUCAUUAGCCAUGUCGCUGCUUCUUACGACGAGAUGAAGGAGCGAGCAGACAAGGAGCUUGAGAACCCGGAGAGGGUUACUCGCACCGACAUCGAGGCCGUCGAAUCCGUUUGCAUGGACGUCAAGAAUCUCGUCACCGAAAUCUCCAGCAGCGGGCUCUCUGGACUGCCAUCGAAGGAGGAACUGACGACCCUUGUCACCGACCUCAAGGACCGCGUCGAUGCCCUGAGCGAAGCCCAAACUAAGGCUAUGGAGGAGCGUCAAGCCGAGAUGGUCGACGUCGGCGAGCGCGUGAAUGAGGUGAAGACUUUCCUCACCGAGUUCCAGGACAUGACCAAGUCGCGACUCGCAGACGGCGUUGUCGGUAUGCAGACCGUCGGCAAGUUGCUCGACAGGAUGGGCGAGACCAUCACUAACAACGCAACGGUCAGCGAAGACCUGCGGGAAAUGUUCGAGGCGAUGAAGAUUGAAUUCGAGGAGUCUCGCGCCGGCGUUGUUGGAGUCAAGCUCGAAGCCGACGAAAAGUUCCAGGCCACGACGGAGGCUUUGAGCUCCAAGAUUGAUGAGCGAGUCGACGAGCUCAUGGCCAAGUAUGACGAGUUCCAGGUCACCCUGGAGGAGCGGGCCAAGGCCGGCGAGGUGAGAGACGAGGAGACCGAGGCCGCUGUCAUCAGCACCAAGGCGGUUGCCGAAGAACUCAAGCUUCUCAUUGACACGCUCGGCUCGACCGUCACAGAAUCUCUAGAGAAGAUGGAAGAGGCGUCCAAGACCGUCUUCAACCGCGUUGAGGACCUCGUCACACGGGCGGACGAGAAGAAUAGUGAAGACAAGGCCGAGCACGAGCAGACGCGCGACCAGGUCAAACAGGCCAUCGCCGCCGUCGAAACCCUCCAGGGCCCCGUCCAAGAGAUGCAGCCCAAGAUUCUCGAGGCGAUCAACGAUAUUCUCACGCUUGUCGGCCAGCAUUACGACUAUGCCAAGACUGCCACGACGGACAUCCAGGACAAGAUUGAGGAGGCUAAGCCCGAGCCGCUCAUGCUGCCCGAGGUUGAGAAGUACGAUGAUGCCCCUGUCCAAGAGAAACUCGACAGGCUCAUCGAGGGCAAGUACGACGACACUUCUCUCCAGGAAAAGAUUGAUAAACUUCUGGAAAAGGAGUAUGACGACAGCGUUCUUCAAGAGAAGCUCGAUAAGCUCAUGGACAAGGAGUACGAUGAUGGCGCUCUCCAUGAGAAGAUUGACAAGCUCAUGGAUAAAGAGUACGACGACAGUACUGUCCAAGAGAAGCUCGACAAGCUCAUGGAGAAGGAAUACGACGAUAGUACCAUGCAGGAGAAGCUGGACAGGAUUAUUGCGGAUAGGUACGACGAUAUUCUCGUCCAAGAUAAGCUUGAUCAGCUUAUGGACAAGGAGUAUGAUGACAGUGCCCUCCACGAAAAGCUGGAUAGGCUCAUGGAGAAGGAGUACGACGAUACUACCGUUCAGGAAAAACUCGACAAACUCAUGGACAAGGAAUACGAUGAUACCGCUGUCCAGGAAAAGCUUGACAAGCUAAUGGACAAGGAAUUCGACGAUACUACCAUCCAAGAGAAGCUAGACCGGAUCAUUACGGAGAGGUACGACGACAUUUUUGUCCAAGAGAAGCUUGACAAGAUUGUCGACCACACGCAUGCCGCCGGCAAGGCUUAUGCCCAGCUUGACACGCUAGACAAGAUCCACGGCGAGGUCAUCAAGACGGCGGCGGGCAUCUCGGAGUUCCUUGCGGCUCAGACGCAGCGCAUUGCUGAUGAGCAUGAAGAUCGCUCCAAGACACUCCAAGAGACUACAGUUGCCCUCGAGCGCAAGACGACAGAGAAGCAGCAAGUCGAGGCUUCCCUUGCCGACUUGCGUGCCGAGGAGGAACGCCUCAGGCAAAGCGUGUUCGGACUCAAGGCUGAACAGGAGAUCCUCACCAGGCAGAAGACAAGGCUCACAGCCGAUGUGUCGUCUCUCGAGACGGCGCUUAGGCUGCGCAAGGAGGAGCUCAACGAGAUGGAGGAGCGCGCCGAGGGUCUCGAGCGCAGGAUCCUCGAAGGAGUCAUGAAUCACUCUCGGGUGCUUCUCAUGUCCAAGGCGAGCAAGGGCAGCGAUGCCAUGAGCCGCAAGCGCGUCAGGGUCAAGGGCGAUGAAGCGGCGGCAACGGGCGCCAAGGAGAAGUCUGACCGCCGCUCGGUGAAAUCAACCGUCAACAUUGCACUCUCCUCGAAGAGGAACCUCGUUCCCAAUCCGGCGGGCGCAUCAAGGCGCAUCGUUUCGCUGAGCCAGAUUACUCACAAUGUUCCCGCGGGAGGUUUCAAACGCAGCCAUAGUGUGAAGGCUCCUUCCGGCGUAGGACGCGCCGGUGCCUUGAGGAAGACCAGCUGGGGUGGCUCCCUCGCCAAGAAGAAGUACGGCGAUCUCGACAAGGAGAACGUCGUCGAGCCGGUCAAGGAGGGAGACGAAGAAGAUGAUGAUGACGACGGUGUCGCCCCCCACGGAGGUGAGCUCGUUGUGAGGAGGCGGAACAUCCCUCUGCCUACCGAAUCAGCUCUGUCGACGGGUAGCACCCUCAACGGCGGCGAUGAUUAUGAAGAGGAGGAGAUGGAGCACCUUGAUGAUGACGAUGAAGAAGAAGACGGCCAUGGUAGUGGCGCGGAUGAUGACGGGGAAGUGAGCGAUGCGGGGACGUUGAGGAGGAGUAGCCGCGGCACGACGAUAAUCUCAAGCGCCGUGGGCACGGGAGAUUACUCGGACGACGAGUCGUAUGAUAGCGACGACUACGAUUCGCGGAGCGAGUGGACGGAGAGUGCGGUGGGGUCGACGUUGUCGGAUAUGCCGGUUGCUGGGAAUGAGCUUGUGCUUAGGCAGCGGUGA